Messenger RNA from Pongo pygmaeus (Bornean orangutan), 1060 nucleotides. RefSeq names its product glycine N-methyltransferase (gene GNMT). Bases 1 to 888 code for a protein of 295 amino acids. Gene Ontology annotation, cellular component: cytosol. The transcript has 6 exons. The record is from RefSeq and is a predicted model, not a curated record. Gene Ontology annotation, biological process: one-carbon metabolic process; S-adenosylmethionine metabolic process; protein homotetramerization. NCBI's taxonomy places the organism in Eukaryota, Metazoa, Chordata, Mammalia, Primates, Hominidae. Gene Ontology annotation, molecular function: S-adenosyl-L-methionine binding; glycine N-methyltransferase activity; identical protein binding.
AUGGUGGACAGCGUGUACCGGACCCGCUCCCUGGGGGUGGCAGCCGAAGGGCUCCCGGACCAGUACGCUGACGGGGAGGCAGCGCGCGUGUGGCAGCUGUACAUCGGGGACACCCGCAGCCGCACCGCCGAGUACAAGGCAUGGCUGCUCGGGCUGCUGCGCCAGCACGGCUGCCAGCGGGUGCUCGACGUGGCCUGUGGCACCGGGGUGGACUCCAUUAUGCUGGUGGAAGAGGGCUUCAGUGUGACGAGUGUGGAUGCCAGUGACAAGAUGCUGAAGUAUGCGCUUAAGGAGCGCUGGAACCGGCGGCACGAGCCUGCCUUCGACAAGUGGGUCAUCGAAGAAGCCAACUGGAUGACCCUGGACAAAGAUGUGCCCCAGUCAGCAGAGGGUGGCUUUGAUGCUGUCAUCUGCCUUGGAAACAGUUUUGCUCACUUGCCAGACUGCAAAGGGGACCAGAGUGAGCACCGGCUGGCGCUGAAAAAGAUUGCGAGCAUGGUGCGGGCAGGGGGCCUGCUGGUCAUUGAUCAUCGCAACUACGACCACAUCCUCAGCACAGGCUGUGCGCCCCCAGGGAAGAACAUCUACUAUAAGAGUGACUUGACCAAGGACGUCACAACAUCAGUGCUGAUAGUCAACAACAAGGCCCACAUGGUGACCCUGGACUAUACGGUUCAGGUGCCAGGGGCUGGCCAGGAUGGCUCUCCUGGCUUGAGUAAGUUCCGGCUCUCCUACUACCCACACUGUCUGGCAUCCUUCACGGAGUUGCUCCAAGCAGCCUUCGGGGGCAAGUGCCAGCACAGCGUCCUGGGCGACUUCAAGCCUUACAAGCCAGGCCAAGCCUACGUUCCCUGCUACUUUAUCCACGUGCUCCAGAGGACAGACUGAGUGUGGCCUCAGCUCCCACAAGCCUCUGCCCAGGCACUGCUAGGCUCUGUCUGGAAGAUGGGGACCAGCAGCCCCACACCAGGGCCAGCCUCUAGAGCAGACUACAGCUGGGGUGCAGGGAUGUGGGUUCCGCAGAGGGAAGGGUAAACAAUAUAGUCUUUUUCAGUUCCUG